Nerophis lumbriciformis (worm pipefish) is the source of this 1068-nucleotide messenger RNA. RefSeq names its product bradykinin receptor B1 (gene bdkrb1). The record is from RefSeq and is a predicted model, not a curated record. Gene Ontology annotation, cellular component: membrane; external side of plasma membrane. Gene Ontology annotation, biological process: cell chemotaxis; immune response; calcium-mediated signaling. Lineage: Eukaryota; Metazoa; Chordata; Actinopteri; Syngnathiformes; Syngnathidae. Gene Ontology annotation, molecular function: C-C chemokine receptor activity; bradykinin receptor activity; C-C chemokine binding.
AUGGAGUCAGUGAAGCUUGUGACGACGGCGGUUCCUGAAAACAGCAGCUCGUCGCUCCAUUCCGACUUCAUCACGUCCGCCGAGUUUGCCGCCAUCCGCCUCAUUGUCCCGCCGUACAUCUUCACUGUAUCCGUGCUCGGCCUCCUCUGGAACGCCUUCGUCCUGUGCGUGUUCCUCGCUCACAAGGAUCGACUGACCGUGGCGGAAGUCUACCUGAGCAACCUGGCCGUUGCCGACUUUGCGGUCCUUUGCGGCCUUCCCUUCUGGGGCGCCAACAUUCUUAACGACUACAACUGGUUGUACGGCGACACCUUGUGCAAAAUGGUCAACGGCGUCAUUAUGGUGAACUUCUACACCAGCGUCUACACCCUGGUGAUGAUCAGCGUCGACCGCUAUCUGGCCAUCGUGAGGACCAUGAAGGCGAGGUGGCUGCGACGGACGCGGCACGCUAAGGUUACCUGCGUCUUCCUGUGGAUUUUAGGGUUCUUGCUCAGCACGCCGACCAUUCUGCACAGAAAAGUGAUCUACAAUGAGGAAAUCCAAAUCACUGCCUGUCUAUUGGACUACGGAAGCUCCUGGAAGUUAGCCAAUCAGCUUCUUCUGAACAUUGUUGGCUUUGUCCUGCCUGCUCUGGUGAUCGUCUUCAGCAGCAGGGCUAUAAUUAAGGCUUUAGCUCAGAGGAAGGAUACCGUAGGCCUCCACGACGUCAACGACACAAAGGCCUCGGUGUUGUUGUACGCCGUCACGCUGCUCUUCAUCCUCUGCUGGGGGCCCUUUCAAGUCUUUACCUUUUUCGACACCCUCUGCGAAGUCCAUGUGCUAGAUGUCGAACUGUGGUCCCACGCUUUGGACAUAGGAGGGCAGGUUUCUGCCUAUCUCGGAAUACUUAACAGUGCCCUGAACCCUCUGCUGUACGUCCUGUCAGGGCAAUAUUUCAGGAAGAAAGUUAGCGCCAUCUACAGGAGGACUCUACGUCAGCGCAGAGGAUCGGACAUGACCACAUAUCAACGUUCUGUCGCAUCCACGUACAUUCAGAGGCCUGAGCAGAUAAAGCCUGUUGUCAUUUAA